Molecule: messenger RNA, 657 nt
Organism: Lolium rigidum
Lineage: Eukaryota; Viridiplantae; Streptophyta; Magnoliopsida; Poales; Poaceae
Exons: 1
Coding region: 1-657 (218 amino acids)
Source: RefSeq, a predicted model, not a curated record
AUGCACCAUCUUGAAGGACACCCAAAUAUGGAGAAUUUGCAGCGGUUACUCGAUAUUGGUGAGAGUCGUGGGUUUCCUAGCAUGUUAGGAAGCCUCGACUGUAUGCAUUGGCGAUGGGAGAAAUGUCCCUUGUCCUGGAGAGGUCAAUUCACUAGUGGGUAUAAAGGCGUUCCUACUCUUAUUUUGGAGGCAGUUGCUUCACAAGAUCUUUGGAUAUGGCAUGCCUUCUUUGGUCUUACUGGAUCAAACAACGAUAUCAAUGUGCUUAAUAAGUCAAAGUUGUUCGUUGAGGAACUAAAAGGGCAAGCUCCCGGAGUGAGCUACCGUGUAAAUGAUAGGGAUUAUGAGCAUGGAUAUUACCCGGUGGAUGGAAUAUACGCCGAAUGGGCUGCAUUCGUGAAGUCAAUACCAAUGGCACAAACUGAAAAGCAGAAGUUAUUUGCCGCAUUUCAAGAAGCAAGGAAGGAUGUGGAACGUGCUUUUGGUGUGCUCCAGGCACGAUGGUCCAUUUUGCGUCGUCCGGCAUGUCUAUAUGACCAUGGGGACAUCCACAAUAUUAUGAUAGCUUGCAUAAUUCUCCAUAACAUGAUAGUUGAGGAUGAAAAAGAAGAGGCAGGAAAUGUUCUGGAUUUGAACCAAAAUAUAGACCGUAUUUAG